CUCAGAAUCCAAGAUGGCGGGAUCCAGGCGGAGGGGUCCCCGGGCCGGGGUUCGGCCUCUUCUCUGCGCCCUGCUGCUGUCGCUUAGUCGCUUCGCCGGGGGCGACGGCACAGGAGGCGGCUUUGCGGCCGCGGCCGCCGCGGGCUCCGCCGCCGCGCAGCCACACCGCCGUUUCGAGUACAAAUACAGCUUCAAGGGGCCGCACCUGGUGCAGAGCGACGGGACUGUGCCCUUCUGGGCCCACGCGGGGAAUGCUAUUCCAAGUUCAGAUCAGAUUCGAAUAGCACCAUCUUUAAAAAGCCAGAGAGGAUCAGUGUGGACAAAAACAAAAGCAGCCUUUGAGAACUGGGAAGUUGAGGUGACGUUUCGGGUGACUGGAAGAGGUCGAAUUGGAGCUGAUGGCCUGGCAAUUUGGUAUACAGAAGAUCAAGGCUUGGAGGGUCCUGUGUUUGGAUCAGCUGAUAUGUGGAAUGGCGUUGGAAUAUUUUUUGAUUCUUUUGACAAUGACGGAAAGAAAAAUAAUCCUGCUAUAGUAAUUAUAGGCAACAAUGGACAAAUCCAUUAUGAUCAUCAAAAUGAUGGUGCUAAUCAAGCUUUAGCAAGUUGCCAGAGGGACUUUCGUAAUAAACCCUAUCCUGUCCGGGCAAAGAUUACAUAUUACCAGAAGGCACUGACAGUAAUGAUCAAUAAUGGCUUCACACCAGAUAAAAACGACUAUGAAUUUUGUGCCAAAUUGGAAAAUAUGGUUAUCCCUCCUCAAGGGCAUUUUGGAAUAUCUGCUACAACUGGAGGUCUUGCCGAUGACCACGAUGUCCUUUCUUUUCUGACUUUCCAGUUGACUGAGCCUGGGAAAGAACCGCCUACUGCAGAUAAAGAAAUUUCAGAAAAAGAAAAAGAAAAGUACCAGGAGGAGUUUGAGCACUUUCAGCAAGAAUUGGAUAAAAAAAAGGAGGAAUUCCAGAAGGGCCAUCCUGACCUUCAGUGGCAUCCUGCAGAUGAAGUAUUUGAGAGUGUAGGAGACCGUGAACUGAGACAAAUCUUUGAAGGACAAAAUCGUAUCCAUCUUGAAAUCAAGCAGCUGAACCGACAGUUAGAUAUGAUUCUUGAUGAGCAGAGAAGAUAUGUCUCUUCCUUGACAGAAGAGAUCUCUAAAAGAGGAGCAGGGAUCCCAGGGCAUCAGGGACAGGUCACUCAACAAGACCUGGAUACCAUUGUGAACACUCAGCAUGAGAUCCUGAGACAAGUAAAUGAAGUGAAGAAUUCCAUGAGUGAUACUGUCAGACUGGUCAGCGGCAUACAGCAUCCUGGAUCUGCAGGGGGAGUUUAUGAGUCAACUCAACACUUCAAUGACAUCAAAGAGCAUCUUCACAUUGUGAAGCGGGACAUCGAUAACUUAGUGCAGCGAAAUAUGCCAUUGAAUGAAAGACCAAAAUGCCCAGAACUACCACCAUUUCCAUCAUGCUUAUCUACGAUGCACUUCGUUAUAUUUGUAAUGGUACAAACGGUGUUAUUCAUUGGUUAUAUUAUGUAUAGGACUCAGCAAGAAGCAGCUGCCAAAAAAUUCUUUUGACCACCAUUUUCAUAUGUGUACAUCAUGUAUGUAUGUACAAAAUGUCUUUUUGAGGGAAUUUAAGUAUUUAAAUUGCUUCAUAGUCUAAAUUAUUAAAUUUUGUAUAAAAUGACUGUUUAAGCAUUGAUUUGCAUUAAGAAUAAACAUUAAAGACAACCACAUGUAAAUUUGUGCAUAGUACAUAAAUCUAUUUAAAUUUCAGUGAAUUUCUGGCCAGUAGAGUAUAGCCACUGAAAAGAAUAUUGAUAAGAUGGUACAUAAUAGAAAAUAGGGCACCCCCCCCCGAUGUGAAACUUACCCCUGUCUCCAGAGUUGGAAAUUUCUUUAUUUUACAUAAAUACACACUUUCCCUCCUUCCCCCUAGACUAUGUGGUCUAAGAGCUCCCCACCAUUUUAUUUUAUAACCAGAGUCUUUUUAGAGGUCAGGAUUAGGAUUUCCUACUCCAAGACCCAGUCCUGCAGUUCUUGAAUCUAAUAUAAUCUCCUUUGAAAUCAAAGAAUAUUUUGUCUGAGAGCUUUAGGAUCUAGAAGAUAAGCUUCAGAAUGUUGAAGUAUCUUUCUGAUUAUCAAUAACACAUUCCACUUUUAAAGGAAAUUUGGGGAGGACAAUUAAUAGCUGCUCUUUGCCUGAAAAACCAUUUACGUGAAAACGUUUCUCUGUUAAUGGUCUCUGUUUGUCUUCCCCCUGCUGAUGUGCUCAGUUCAGGACUGCUCACACUCGGGAAUGUCUCCAUGCCAGCAGUAUCAGGUCAAUAGUAGGAAAAUGAUUGGAUUUAUUUAGGAAUUUAUUUAUAAAUUUAUUUAUUUAGGAAUAUGGAUUUAUGUUUGUAAUCUAGGGAACUUAUUUCUCCCAUUUUGUAUGGUAUAUAAAUUCAGCUCAGAUUGCAUGUCCUGAGGAUAUUUUAAGUUCACGAAAAAAUCUGCUAUGUUUUGGUUUAUGUCACUUUGUACGAUCUGGUGUCGACUUGGUGUCCUUUAAAUCCAGGAGGCUGCGGUAGAAGCAGUGUUAAGACUCCUGAAGGCAAAAUUUAAAAAAUAGAAUUAAUACUUCUGACUUCUUUUUCUUAAUGCCCGAAGUAAGGAUAUCGUGAAACACUUGUUAGGAAGCUUAACCUUGAAAUGUCAGACUGGGAAGGGCAGUUGUAGUCUUUGUACAUAACUGUUCUAGGCAUUACAGAAACAGUCUGUAAAGGACAUUUUAAAAUGUAAACUUAAUGUUUUCACAGCUGAUGUAGACCUGGUUUUUUGGUGGCUUGAAAAUACUUUUUACCUCUUUUAGCUAAAUCGUUAAUCUUUCAUUUGUCAUAGAAUACAAAAUAAAAAAUAAUGCUGUUUUAUAAAACAGUACCAUUUCAUUCUUCCAGACUUCAUAAAUUUGUUCUCAAAUGUCAUUUACAGAUUGGGCUAACUGCCUAAAAUCUAUACAAAGACUAUGAGGAAGCCUGCAUUAUAGCAGUACCUACUUCGUACUAUGUACGCAAACAGUCCUAGCACUACUUUUUCUAUUAGCAUUUAUCCUGGAACGCUGAAUGAGAACAUUCUAAUGGCGACUCACUCUACUUUCAGUCGCUUUAACAGAGAAAAUGCUUUUCUGAUAUUUCUCCUUUGUAGUAUUCACCUUUUGAAAUUCAUGUUCCAGAGACAUCAUCACAGAAUUUGCUCUUAAAUCUGUGAAAGAAAAAAAAAAAAAAGAAAAAAGAAAACCUUCAGAAGAAUAUUGAUGUUGUGGGCUGUGAAAGUUGGGAAAUCCGGCAAAGUAUCCAGAGUUAGAACAUCCAUGGUCACAUGUGCCUGAACGCACCAAGGGAGCACCAGGCGUCUGUGUGCCUGGUGCAUUUAUCAGGCUGCGGUGCAGGAGGAAGUGUGCUGACCAUUACUAAUUCAAGUGCAGACAGCUAUUAGGAGAGCGCAUGAAUCUUUCUUUUUUACUUAGUAAUUUACUAGAAAAUCAGUAAAGCAGUUCACACACAGGCUGUUCAUCAUAUUAUUUGAAAUUCGGUCUAUUUUCCUCAAAGUCAUGGACUUUAUGUGGCUCAUUUCUGAAGAAAAAUGUUUGCUCUGUGGGAAAAUCAGUCACUGCCAGGAUUCUUUCAUUUCUGUACUAUUUUGUAUAAUUAAAUUUGUUAACUUCUCUCUCACCAGCAAGUAUUUUACAGGUGCCUUGGAUUAAAACAAAAUUGAUCUUAAAAUUUUAGUGUAAGUCAUUGUGCUUGUGAUACCACUUUUAAAAAGAAAUCCAAUUACAUAACGGCUAAUACUUUUAUUUCAUGUACCUGUUUGUCUUCUAAUUGUUUGAAUGUUUUAUUCAGCUUGAAACUUUACUAAGAAGCCACAAACGAUAAACAAUGUUUUGUUAUGUAUUAAAGGAACAUCAGUGUUUCUCAAAGUGUAGUCCAUGGACCGUGUGGGUCAUGGCGUGCUUGUGAAGCAUACAGAUUGCAGGGCUCCAUUCUAAACCACCUGAAUCAAAAUUCAGGGGCGGGCUUCAGAGUAUCACUUUGCAACAAGCACCGCAGGUAACUCUGAGCACAUUAGUGUCUGAGAACCACUAAGAUGGGGAGUGGGGAAAAAAAUAAGUACUUUGUUUUGUUGGUUUAAAGCUGAGCUGAGAGCAUAAUAUGCCAUUUUCAUUGCUGAUAACAUUAGCAAAUGUGCAGAUUCUUUUAUACUUACAAUGUUCUUUUUACUAAAAUUCUUGAUUUAUUAACAACCACAAACUAAACCCAGAUUGUCGCCUGUAGCUCUUGGUACUUUGGUUGUUGGCUUUUAAACUUACAGAAUCAUCAGAUCAUGGUCAAGCCAUGUAAACUCCCAUCUCACAGUCUGCCUGCUAAAGCUUUUUGCGUUCCUGAUUGCGAUUUUUGUGACAUUUUAUCUAGGACAAUUGUACUAGGGAAAACAAAUUACUUGAAUAAGGGAUCGCCUGACCCGAUGUGUUGCAGAGAUACAAUCUUUGUAAAGAACUUAAAUAACACUUGUGAAUAUUAAAAUGUGAUUAUCCUUUUCCUUUUCCUUGUCCGUGUGCUUAUUAAGCAGGGAGAUAGUGAACAAACGAUUAUGUGGGGGAUUUUUUUAUUUAUAAGAGCUAAUGUAAAAUCACCACUUGCAACUUUUUAGAUCUGUAUGUUGCCUGUUUAAUAUAUUUCUUUUAAACUUUAAAAGGGUUUUCUAUCCACUGUUAAUUUCAAUUGGAUAACAUUUUGUCAAGUGUUUUUUUUCUGAUUGUUACUUGAUGCUAGCUGGAAUUCAAGAAAUGACAUUGACCUUAUUCAAAUAAAGAAAUAUUUUAGUAAA
Nyctereutes procyonoides (raccoon dog) is the source of this 4864-nucleotide messenger RNA. Its product is annotated as protein ERGIC-53. The transcript is spliced from 13 exons. Gene Ontology annotation, cellular component: endoplasmic reticulum membrane; Golgi membrane; endoplasmic reticulum-Golgi intermediate compartment. Bases 14 to 1570 code for a protein of 518 amino acids. Gene Ontology annotation, molecular function: D-mannose binding. Lineage: Eukaryota; Metazoa; Chordata; Mammalia; Carnivora; Canidae. Gene Ontology annotation, biological process: endoplasmic reticulum organization; endoplasmic reticulum to Golgi vesicle-mediated transport; Golgi organization. The record is from RefSeq and is a predicted model, not a curated record.